AUGUUUCAAUACAAGCAAUUAUCUCGGGUCGAAGUAGAACGUUUCGAAACUCCCUAUAACGAAAAUUUUCUCGAAAUUCACCUAGUCGAUCGGUCGGUUGAUCCCACCGCCGGUGACGGUGGGUCAGCAUGGCAGCCUGUGCACUGUGUGAUGCCCGCUAGAUACUGUCAAUUUGCGGAACGAAUUCGGAAUCUAACGGUAUAUGAAGAUGAUGUCUGGAUCGUAACGUUUCCGAAAGCUGGUACUACCUGGGCUCAGGAGAUGCUGUGGUUGAUUGAUCAUAAUCUAGACUACAAAACUGCGACAGCUGUUGAUUUGCAACAGCGAUCGAUAUUCUUAGAGGUAUUCGGCUUCGUAACCAACAUCGACCUACCAGACAGCAUCACAUUGGUAGAAGAAAUGCCUCGCCCACGACAUAUUAAAACUCACCUCCCGCUAGCUCUCUUACCAAGGGAGUUAUGGACAAUCAACCCAAAAAUAGUGUACGUCGCCCGGAAUCCAAAGGAUGUUACGACAUCAUUUAUGCAUCACUAUCGACAUCUGCAUGGGUUCAAAGGUCUGAAGCAGGACUUCCUCGACGGUAUUCUACAGGAUCGAAUUAUCUACUGCCCGCAAGUUAAGCACGCAACCGAAUUUUGGCGCGUAGCCAACCAUCGCAGGCACGUAUUAUUUUUGCACUUCGAAGACAUGAAGAGGAACCUUUCCGCCGUUCUGAGGCAGGUUUGUGCGUUUAUGGGAAAAACUUACAGUAAGAAACAGCUGGCUCACUUGGAAGAACAUCUUUCGUUCGAAAAGAUGAAAAACAAUAAAUCAGCAAACAAUCAAGCUUUAGUCAUUCAAUUUUCAGCAGCGAUAGGGAAAAAUUCCAACCAAUUCACAUUUAUGCGCAAAGGACAGAUUGGAGCUUACCGCAAUGAGCUACCGGAGGAUUUUUCUACAAAAUUUGAUGAAUUAAUUAGCGUGCAGCUUUCGGAUACAGAUUUUCGAUAUAGGGAAUAA
Sabethes cyaneus is the source of this 999-nucleotide messenger RNA. RefSeq names its product luciferin sulfotransferase-like. Gene Ontology annotation, biological process: sulfation. NCBI's taxonomy places the organism in Eukaryota, Metazoa, Arthropoda, Insecta, Diptera, Culicidae. Gene Ontology annotation, cellular component: cytoplasm. Gene Ontology annotation, molecular function: sulfotransferase activity. The coding region runs from base 1 to 999 and encodes 332 amino acids. The transcript is spliced from 4 exons. The record is from RefSeq and is a predicted model, not a curated record.